UUAAGAGCUGUUUCUCUACACGGUUUCGAUCAUUGUUUAUUAAUUUAAACCUUUACUUUCACUCUAGUCGGCUAUAUCUCUCAAAAUUCAUUCUGGCCGGCCCCGUGUCUUCUAAAGGAGAGGAGGACUUCCUCUCUAUUGCGGUAUCUCGACUAAGCCGCAAAAAGCGUGUGAUUGGCGCUGCAGUCUGUGUGGCCAUGGUGCUGGUGCUACUGGUCGCCAUUCCACUUUUGGUCCACAGCACCAAGCUGGGUGGAGCUUCAGGUGGGGGAACUCAUUAUGAGAUGUUGGGCAGUUGUAAAAUGAUGUGCGACACUCUUCCACCAAGCAACGAACUUACACCUGUUUCUCCACCUCCACAUGAUGUCCCUGCACGCAGAGGAGGAGGAAAGUCAAGCUUUCGUGGCAUCCCAGGCUUACCUGGACCUCCUGGUCCACGCGGACCCCCUGGUGAACCAGGCAAACCAGGUCCUCCAGGUCCCCCAGGUCCAGGCCCAGGAGGAUAUGUCCCAUCAUUCUACAGCCCCAAAAUUGCAUUUUAUGCUGGCCUGCGCAAGCAGCAUGAGGGAACGGAUAUCCUCAAGUUUGACGAUGUGGUGACCAAUGUGGGGAAUUAUUAUGAGCCCACCACAGGCAAGUUCACCUGUCCUUUGCCUGGGAUCUACUUCUUCACCUACCAUGUCCUCAUGAAAGGGGGAGACGGAACCAGUAUGUGGGCAGACCUCAAGAAGAAUGGACAGGUAAGGGCGAGCGCCAUCGCACAGGAUGCUGACCAGAAUUAUGACUACGCAUCCAAUAGUGUGAUCCUCCAUCUAGACGUUGGGGACGAGGUGUUUGUGCAGCUGGAUGGAGGAAAGGUUCACGGAGGAAACACCAACAAAUACAGCACCUUCAGUGGCUUUCUCAUUUACCCUGACUAACACCCAAUCACAGAUGAAU
Messenger RNA from Trichomycterus rosablanca, 939 nucleotides. It is a transcript of the gene c1ql4b, whose product is annotated as complement component 1, q subcomponent-like 4b. The record is from RefSeq and is a predicted model, not a curated record. Lineage: Eukaryota; Metazoa; Chordata; Actinopteri; Siluriformes; Trichomycteridae. Gene Ontology annotation, molecular function: protein binding. The transcript has 2 exons. The coding region runs from base 198 to 920 and encodes 240 amino acids.